Penicillium vulpinum is the source of this 279-nucleotide messenger RNA. RefSeq lists its product as uncharacterized. The transcript has a single exon. The coding region runs from base 1 to 279 and encodes 92 amino acids. NCBI's taxonomy places the organism in Eukaryota, Fungi, Ascomycota, Eurotiomycetes, Eurotiales, Aspergillaceae. The record is from RefSeq and is a predicted model, not a curated record.
AUGGAUGGACGCACCUUUGAAUACCAAUACCCUACCGGUCCACAAUAUCGCAUCAGCUUUAGCCAAAAGCUCGUGUACUUUACAGUCCCUGAGCUUCUAGAUGGCACCACAAUCAUUGCAGUCCCCUAUCAGCAACGGGAGCUCCGCCCGAACCUGUUCCUGGUCCACUGGGUGUGCCCCGGACGAACAGGACAUGCUGCUCUCGCUUUUGAUCUGGAGCAGAAGCUGGUGAAUUGUGCGGCGUUGAUGCCAGUUGGCUUGUAUGAAUUGUUCGACUAG